This is a messenger RNA of Alosa sapidissima (American shad), 2180 nucleotides long. RefSeq names its product pyruvate dehydrogenase (acetyl-transferring) kinase isozyme 3, mitochondrial-like. Gene Ontology annotation, molecular function: pyruvate dehydrogenase (acetyl-transferring) kinase activity. Gene Ontology annotation, cellular component: mitochondrion. Bases 254 to 1462 code for a protein of 402 amino acids. The record is from RefSeq and is a predicted model, not a curated record. Lineage: Eukaryota; Metazoa; Chordata; Actinopteri; Clupeiformes; Clupeidae. Gene Ontology annotation, biological process: regulation of glucose metabolic process; protein phosphorylation. The transcript has 11 exons.
CCCAAUAGCGGUGUGCGCGUCAAACAGUUGCUGGAACAUGUCACGUGUUUAGGAUUAGAGUCUCAUGCAUGCACGAUUAACUACAAUAAAUUAAAAGGGAACACAAUGACGACAUGCAUAUUUCUACGAAUUAAUGUUUGAGAUCUUCAAGAUUUCAUGUUUCAUGUGACGAGUGCUAAUUUUACACUCUAGGCUACUUUGACUCGAGAACGAUUUCAUUUCCAAGUUUUCCUAAUAGGGCAUUGUAGCAGCAAUGAGGUUAAUCAACUUUUUGAUGAAAAAUGUCAACACUAAAAUCGAAUACUACUCCAGAUUUUCACCUUCACCGAUGUCAAUUCAGCAGUUUCUCGAUUUCGGUCGGGAGAAUGCAUGUGAGAAGACCUCCUACAUGUUCCUGAGGAAGGAGCUCGUUGUCCGAUUGGCCAACACCAUGCGAGAGGUCACUCUGUUGCCAGAAAAUCUGCUCAGUCAACCCUCUCUCAAACAUGUGCAGAAGUGGUAUAUGCAGAGUUUUGAGGAGCUGCUAGAAUUUGAAGCCCGAAGCCCAGAGAGUGGUCGUACACUGAAUGACUUUCUGGACACCCUUAAUAAGAUACGCAAUCGGCACAAUGAUGUAGUGCCCACAGUGGCCCAGGGGGUGAUCGAGUACAAGGAUAAGUAUGGCUUUGACCCCUUCAUAAGCAGCAACGUACAGUACUUCCUGGAUCGUUUCUAUACCAACCGAAUAUCCUUCCGCAUGCUUAUUAACCAGCAUACACUCCUCUUCGGUGAUGCCACUGCCCAUCCCAAACAUAUAGGAGGCAUUGACCCUGCCUGCAACGUGCCUGAAGUGGUGAGAGAUGCAUACGACACAGCCAAGAUGCUCUGUGAGCAAUACUACAUGAUGGCGCCAGAUCUUGUCAUUCAGGAAUUCAACAGUGAGUCUAAAUCCAAAGAAAAGCCUAUCCAGGUGGUGUAUGUUCCCUCACAUCUCUUCCACAUGCUCUUUGAACUGUUUAAGAAUUCCAUGAGAGCCACAGUGGAGUUGCAUGAGGACAAUGACAAAGGGCUUCCUCCAGUCACAGCUUUAGUGACCCUUGGAAAAGAGGACCUUUCAAUAAAGAUCAGUGAUAUGGGUGGUGGAGUGCCUCUCAGGAAAAUGGACAGGCUCUUUAACUACAUGUAUUCAACUGCACCUGCGCCGAGUCUGGACUCCUCACAGUCUGCAGUCCCUCUGGCAGGAUUUGGCUAUGGUUUGCCAAUUUCCAGGCUGUAUGCACGCUACUUCCAAGGAGACCUCAACUUAUACUCAAUGGAAGGAGUGGGGACUGAUGCAGUCAUUUACCUAAAGGCCCUGUCAAGUGAGUCCUUUGAACGUCUUCCGGUCUUCAACAAGUCAGCCUGGCGGCACUACCAGACAGGCCCUGAAGCAGAUGACUGGAGCAACCCGAGCAGUGACCCUCACAAGUACAAAUCAAACUGAUAAACUUUACCAGGCAUAGAGAUUGUGUUAGCAUUUAUUCAUUUAUUUAUUUUUGUGAUUGAAAUGUGCACUGCCAGUUUGUUACACAAAGGGCUUGGAGGGCCGCAUACGUCUCCAUGGUGUCAUAUCCAGCAGAGUCCAUAAAGAAGCUUGCUGAAUGCAGGAACACAACUUAAGCUGUCUAAACAGAAUGAUGAUCAUAGAAUGUAGCAAUGAACUAUAUGCCUGCAACAACAGAAAAGAAUGGAAAUGUUUGUUUACUUAUAUUUGUUUACAUACUAUUUUACUGAUGCUGGUGGAAGUACAUCCUAGGCUUUUUUUGGUUUGUCUCACUUUUUUUCUUUCUUUUUUUGUGAACACAGCACACGUGGAUGUAAAGGUGGAGAUUUAAAUCUGUUAUGCCAAAGUUUUAGAGGCUUCAUGAAGUUUACACUAAUUUAACAAUGGAUGUGUCAGUCAAAAAUAUGGAUAUGUUACUGAGGUUGUUGUAUUGCACUUUAAACAUUCUUAGGCACAUAAACUAUUAUGUUGAAAUGUGUAUGUGUUAUAUACAGUACACAUCAUGUGUAUAGCGUUUAAUAUCUAAUGCUGCUGUUGUGUUUUUCAGCACAAUAUGCAGUUUACAUUAUCUGCCUCCUUUGUGCUGUUUUUGAUGCAUGGAUGUGGCCAUUGACACGUGUAUUACUUAGAACUGUAUUAAACUCAGCAAUUUAACUAA